CAGACUCCCGCCAAAUACAAGCGCGAGCCGAGGAGGGAGGGGGAAGGGAGCCCGUCACGGAGAGCGCGGGGGGGAGCGGCCCUUCUCUCCAUCCUCCCCCCUCCCGGGUAUGUCAGUUAGGCGGCGAAAGGCCUGAGGGGGGUGCCCCCCGGUGUGGCGGUUUCCCCUCUUGGCGGCGAGGGGGGGCGAGUGGCAGCUAUGGAGUGUCAAGCUAAGCCAGCAACUCCAGCCAGGAAACUCAUACAAGCUCGGCUGCCUUUCAAGCGUUUGAAUCCCGUGCCAAAGGAGAAACUUGAUGCAGACUCUGGAGUCAAAAAAUUAAGGAACUCUCAAAAUGUUCUUGAUCAGAACAAUGCCCAGUGUCCCAGUUUGUCGGAUCUGUCACCAGACGAUGCAGAGAACAGUUGCCGAGUGGAAACCAAAACACAGUUUAUUCCAAAACUUGUUAAUGGGAAGGGUCCACUAGAUAGCUUUGUGAAGAAAAACAAUACAAGUCCGUCUUUACCCUCAAUAGACUUGACAGAGGAUUCUAGCGAUGGACCGAGCAGUAAGGGAGAUCACGGGACAUCGAAAGCAGAAGGUGUAUUGACAGAGAAAGCUAACGAGAUGGCAAGCAAGCCUAGCUCACAAAAACCUGUUUGCAAUAGCCAAGUGGGUGUACUGGCAGAAACUGAUCCUCUUUCCCCGGCUGCGGCACAUAAAGGUGAAUUAUCAGAUGUGUUGCUUGCGGAGACGGGUGUCAACAGGGCCAAGGAGGGGGCACUCAAGAAUGUCCUGUUUCAGAGGAAAAUGCCCGUGGUUCUCUUGGAGGAUAUCAUGGCCAUCAGAUCCCCCAAGCCUGCACCUUUGGAAGGGAGCCCGCCUUCUGGAAACGAUACAAGCGGGUCUAGUCAUGUAGAGGACUCUGCGUGCACAAACUCCUCCUUCAGUUCUCUCUCUUCUAUCAGCUCACCGGAGACUCUGCCUGCCCACGAGCAAACAAGAGACGCCGAUCCGUUAGCCUCAUCGACGCCUGUCCGAAAGGUGAAUCAGAAAAGCCAGCGAAGUGCUGCAGAAAAGGAGAAGCUGAGGUUGCAAAAAGACCAAGAGCGUGCAGAUAAACUUCAGAAGCUGCAGGCUGAACGAGAGGAGAAGGAAAGGCUGAAAGAGGAGGCGAGAGCUGCCAAAGAACGCUCCCGGGAGGAGACCAAGAGGAAAAAAGAAGAAGAGAAGGAACUGAAGGAGAAGGAGAGGAGGGAGAAAAAGGAAAAAGAUGAGAGAGAGAAGGCUGAAAAGCUGCGAGCGAAGGAAGAAAAAAGGAAGGAGAAGCAGGAAGCCCUGGAGGCAAAACUUGAAGAGAAAAGGAAGAAAGAGGAGGAGAAACGGUUGAAAGAGGAGGAGAAGCGCAUCAAAGCAGAGAAAGCGGAAAUCACUCGGUUCUUCCAAAAACCAAAGACCCCGCCUGCUCCGAAGACUCUUGCUGGCUGGUGCGGGAAGUUUGCCCCUUUCGAAAUCAAGGAGAACAUGGUCCUGUCCCCGCUCUGCCGUGUGGCCUUUGACCAGGAUCUCAUGGAUCAACUAGAUUAUCACCUGCAAGAUCAGAGCUGCGAUGCUUCGCUCUUGAAAGAACUGAAGGGCCGAGAGCCGGGCAAAUCCGGACCUACUCUUCUCCGCAGCAGCAGCACCGGCCCGGACGUCAACAGCGAUGUGGUCGUAGUGGGCAGCAGCCAAGCGGGAGAUGUCCCCGAGAGGAAGAAGUUUGGCCGGAUGAAACUUCUGCAGUUCUGUGAGAAUCACCGGCCUGCCUACUGGGGCACAUGGAACAAGAAGUCCUCUUUCAUAAAGCCAAGGAACCCUUGGUCGAAAGACACCACGCUCCUGGACUACGAAGUGGAGAGUGAUGAGGAGUGGGAGGAAGAAGAGCCCGGCGAGUCUCUCUCUCACAGCGAAGGGGAUGAUGAUGAGGAUGGAGGGGAGGAAGAAGAUGAAGACGAUGGCUUCUUUGUGCCCCACGGCUACCUUUCAGAGGACGAAGGUGUAACUGAAAAGGUUCGCCAGAAGCUGAAGGCCAAAGAGUGGGACGAGCUGAUCGCCAAGGGGAAGCGGUUGGGAGUCUUGCAGCCCGUGAAGAUCGGGUGUGUCUGGGAAGGCCAGGAGAGCAGCCACGGCUCCGGCUCAGAUCUGAAGCUCCUCCAGCAGUUCCAGGCUUCCGUCCUGGACACGAGCCUUGGUGACGAGGAGCAAACAGAGAAAAGCGAUAAAAAGAAGACAACAGACCAGCAAAUCUUGGGACAGCUGCUCCCGCUGCUCCACGGGAACAUUAACGGAAGCAAAGUGAUCAUCCAAGAAUUCCAGGGUUGUUGUCGCCUGGGGCUGCUGCCGGACAGCAACAGUGGCGCCGCCGCCGCUCCCAGCAGCACAGAGAACAGCCCUAUGAGUCCCAACCCCUCCCGGGCCCAGACUCCCGUCCACGAGGGGAACGGUGUCCCCUCCAAAGCUAGGCUGAAGCGGAUCAUCUCUGAGAACUCUGUGUACGAGAAGAGGCCCGAGCACCGGAUGUGUUGGUACGUCCACCCAGAGGUCCUGAAGAGCUUCGGCCAAGAGGAUCUGCCCGUCCCUUGCCAGUGGAACUACACCACCCAGGUCCCCUCAGUGACCAAGGAGGAAGGGGGCAACUCACCAGGAGUAGUGGCAGCGCAAACCACCCCGGUCUCUGCAAAAAGGAAGUCGACGGGAAGCAUGUCCAUCACCAAGUUCAUGAAGAGACCUCGGGGUUCCAGACAGGCUGAAACCACGGAGAUGGAUGGAUUUCAGGCAGACACCGAGGAAGAGGAUGAGGACGAAUGCAUCCUUCUGGACGUACAGCAGAGCGCAGAGCCUGCGUCGGGGGUCCCCGUCGAGACGGAAGGGAAAGCAGCGGAGGAGCCAACUCUAGGACAAGACACUGUUGACUUGACCUCCGACUAACUUUACUGCUCUGUAUGUAUGUAGAAUCCUUUAGAAUAUUUUUAAAAAUUCUUGUAUCUUCUUUCUGUAAAAGAUACUUGAACAUACUCUGUAUUCCUUGUAAAGAGAAGACAGCACUUUGUACUGCUUCAAAUCAGUGGAAGCUGAAGAUGUAUUUUUAGACGCUUAGCUCUUCGGGGGGGUUUAGUUAAGUACUACACAUAAUCUCUUUAAUAAAAGCAUUAUUGAAAUUUUGGAUGGGGGGGUGGGCCCCCAUACCAAAAAAAAGCAAAUUGUUUUGUGGUGUGUCUCUUUUAUGUUAAGCUGAAAUGGAAGGCUUCAGGUGCCUUGUGGAUGCCUGUUUUUUGUGUGUUCUGUAUCAUUGCCUUUUCUUUUUACACAUCAGUGACCUCUCCCUCUAAUAAAAAAAAAAUCUAGCCUCCCCUCUUUUCCCAAGUCAGCCUCCCAGUUAUGGGUUAAAAUUAGUUAAACUGUAGAAAGCAGGAAUAAAGGGACGGUUCUUGCAAAGGAAGCAAUUGAGCAGUGGGUCCCACAAGGACCAGUACUGUUUUUUAAAUAAAUGAUGUGGAAUUAGGGGUAAGCAAUGGAGUGGCCUGGUUUGUACAUGAUGUCAGAUCAUUCAGGAUGGUGAAAACUCGUAAGAACAGCCCUUCCGCACCAUAGAUCUAUGCAGGGGGAUUACAGUAUCAGCCAAAUGCAUUCUGAAGAACUGCGGGAAAGCUCUCUCUAGAUAGGUGAGUGGGCAACAGCGUGGCAGAUGAAGUUCAACGCAUGUGAGCAUAAAGUGAUGCACAUUGGAACAAAAAACAUUCUAAAUAGUAUACGCUGAUUGUGUCUGAACUGGUUGAGAUGGAGGUGGGAAAAGGCAAACCACUCUCAGGAUUAUUAGGAAACAGGCUGAAAAUAAAAUGGCCAAUAUUGCAACGCCCUCUAUAAAUCUGGGGUGCACUGUAAUUUGCAGUAUUGCCAACAGAUCUGGUCACUUUAUCUCAAAAGAGGGGCAACCAAGAUUCAGGGUUUGAAUACCUUUCAUAAGAGGAAGUGCUAAUGGUUAGCACUUUCAGUUUAGAGAUAAAAAUGCUCAGGAAGCACACUGGAAAUUCAUAAAAUUAUAUAUGG
Gekko japonicus is the source of this 4065-nucleotide messenger RNA. RefSeq names its product chromatin assembly factor 1 subunit A (gene CHAF1A). The record is from RefSeq and is a predicted model, not a curated record. The transcript has 15 exons. The coding region runs from base 199 to 2946 and encodes 915 amino acids. Gene Ontology annotation, biological process: nucleosome assembly. NCBI's taxonomy places the organism in Eukaryota, Metazoa, Chordata, Lepidosauria, Squamata, Gekkonidae. Gene Ontology annotation, cellular component: CAF-1 complex; nucleus.